Messenger RNA from Chinchilla lanigera (long-tailed chinchilla), 204 nucleotides. RefSeq names its product keratin-associated protein 20-2-like. The transcript has a single exon. The record is from RefSeq and is a predicted model, not a curated record. Bases 1 to 204 code for a protein of 67 amino acids. NCBI's taxonomy places the organism in Eukaryota, Metazoa, Chordata, Mammalia, Rodentia, Chinchillidae.
AUGUGCUACUUUGGCAGCUACUUUGGUGGCCUAGGCUGUGGCUAUGGCUGUGGCUAUGGCUAUGGUGGCUAUGGUGGCUAUGGAGGCUAUGGUGGCUAUGGAGGCUAUGGUGGCUAUGGUGGCUAUGGUGGCUAUGGUGGCUAUGGUUAUGGCUGCUACCGCCCCCUGUGCUGUAGAAGAUACUGGUCCUAUGGCUUCUACUGA